AUGGCUGGUGAGUGCCUUACGGAGCUGUCAUACCUUGACGCAAACGCAACCAAGGCGCUAAAGGAUACGAAGCGAGAAUCUUGUGGCCAUUCCGCCCGCAAGAUCAACUAUGAACCGGGCAAGGAAAGUGCCAAGGAAAGCAACAGCCCUUUCAGAGACGAGUUCCAACCAUUGGUUCUUCCGACCAACAAUGUCAAGACCCUUAUAUGGAAACCUUCUUUGAAGAGGUCCAUCACCUGGGACCCGGCAUUUGCCCCGUGGAUCACAAACCGUCCUCGUACCUCUCAACGUAGCAUCGAAUCGAAGGCUCCCUUCACUGACCCCGCCACCUUUCCAUCCGGCAAUUUCAACAAGCUAUCUUCAUCAAAGGAAACCUAUUCGGAAGAGAUCUUGGGCCCGCGUAGUCCGUGCUUCAAACCCGUUCGACCCAAACUCACAACUGUCGAUCCCUCCUCUUCACCUCUCUACAGCGCCGAGGACGGCUCAAGCACAGCAUACUCUUCCCUCGCCGACAGCCUCAAGAGCCCCCGCUUAACCGCGAGAGAUCCAACAUAUCUAGCCACUCUUAACACCGAAUGUCAGCUCAGCCUCAGCCGCUCCCGCGCCCAGUCCUCGUCGUCCCCCUUUCCGCGCCAGGAAGACGCCCCCUUGCAAUGGUUAUGUAAUGCCAGCACGGCUGUUGCAUCACCCUCUGAGUGUGAGUACGCCUCUGACUCUGACUUUGACUCUGAAGACCACACAAGUGAUGGCAAAGAUCACCGGAUACACCUCUGCCACCGGCUCGCGGGCGCCGUCCCCGAGUCCAAACUCCCCACCAUCAACGAGCCUGUACCCUACCUUGACCGUCCGCCAGGAGAGGAGAUGGUCGAUCUCGGCGAGAGCAUAUGGUGUCACUGCGUCGACUGCAGUCCUUGGAGGCGCGGCGACGUGGGCAAGUCGCGCGGGACAUGUCUUGAUGCGAGAAUCAUACCCAGGAAGAACUCUGCAGAGACGGUAGAGGAGAAGAUGGAUUGGUUGGCGAGGUGGCUCAUUGUUGGGCUCGUCGGGGUCUGGGUUCUGUUGAUGGCAGCGAACCUUGAAUUGGCUGGCUAUGAGGUUCCGCUGGAGUCAAUGCAUUGA
This is a messenger RNA of Colletotrichum spaethianum, 1119 nucleotides long. RefSeq lists its product as uncharacterized. The transcript is spliced from 3 exons. The record is from RefSeq and is a predicted model, not a curated record. The coding region runs from base 1 to 1119 and encodes 372 amino acids. Lineage: Eukaryota; Fungi; Ascomycota; Sordariomycetes; Glomerellales; Glomerellaceae.